Molecule: messenger RNA, 1939 nt
Organism: Daphnia magna
Lineage: Eukaryota; Metazoa; Arthropoda; Branchiopoda; Diplostraca; Daphniidae
Exons: 4
Coding region: 251-1546 (431 amino acids)
Source: RefSeq, a predicted model, not a curated record
CAUCGCUAACUUAUUUCCUGAUUAUGAAACACUACCUGAAAAAAAAAGGGCGGUCGAGCGAGCCACGUUUAACGUUCGGGUAUUGAACAAGCAUAAUCGACAUUCUAGUUGUACCGUUCUUCAAUUGUUUCUGUCAGCCCUUACUUGACUGAUCGAAGGUGAGAAGCAGAUCAGACGGUCUUGGACCUUGGCUGAGAAACGGUGGUCGGUUAGUAAAUUGCGGUAGGUCUGUUGAAACGUUACGAUCACGAUGAAGUUUUUCGUUACCUGCUGGGCUUGUUUGGUCCUGGCCUUGGUCGAAGGAAACGAGAAUCGUGGUCAACCCCAAAGACAUCAAAGUUUAUCGGAUUCUAUCCGUUUGCUGGACGUCACGAGGGGCGUGUUAAGGAAAGUCACGAAAAUUGGUUUUCUGUCCAGACUUCCUUAUGUCGAGUGGAUCGUGCAAAAGCUGGACACUGUCCAUUUGUACGUCUCGGCUGGCCAAGCGCUGGCCGCGAAAUUAGAUCCCGAUUUGCUGGAAGCCUUGGCUGGCGUUGCUGGAAGUGGGAGAAGAGAGCGGGAGGAACGCAGGAGCACGAUGAAUGAUUACAUCUUAAAUUGGCGCUACAAACCUGCAGCAAUUCCGGCCUACAUCCGCAAGAAAUCGAAACCGAUCGAUGAUCUGGACGAAGAAAUAGACGAGGACUUCUCCGCCAGUCACAGUAGUCACGACAGAGGCUACUAUGGCGGAGGGCAUGGCGGUGGGUACGGAGGGGGAGGCUACGGCGGAGGAGGUUAUGGCGGUGGAGGCUAUGGCGGCGGAGGAGACUACGGUGGUGGUGGUUACGGUGGAGGCGGACAUGGUGGAGGCGGACAUGGUGGAGGAAGCUAUGGAAUGGAUUCUUCGGGCAAGGCCUUUUCUAUUUUGGGAGGCCUUUCCUUCCUGACCUUCUUGGGCGUGUUACUCUACCAGCUGGCCACUCAGAGCGCCGCUACAGGUCGUGUAAUGGACGCGGACGCUCCUUUGUUCAUGUCCGAUUUUCACAACGUCGACCGUCUCUUGAUGGAAAACCCUCUACUAUUUACCAAAGACCUGAACGAUCCACCCUCAAUGACAACGGCCGAGGAGGAAAAUUCAGACAUUCUCGACCAAACGGCCGGUAUCUUUAACGGAUUAUGGCGGGCCCAUCAGCUCAAAACUCAGGUCGGACGCGGUUAUUCACGUCGCUGUACUCAGCGACGCAUCUGCGAGACGCUGACAGCCAACAAGGACGUCGCCUACGACCCUCUCGUUCAAAUAGCCACAAUUGGCAUGGCUUAUUGGCUGGGAGAACACGAUUCUGCUUACACGGUGGAUCGCGUUAUGCAAGCAGCGCUCGGAGUUGAUAGCGGUAACAAAUCGGCUGAUGGAUCAACGAUACUCGACUUAUGUUCGACCAUCGUGCCGAAAUGUCGGAGCCUUCAGUCAGCGCCGCUAAUGCUUUCAUCCGCCACUAAGGGAAGAUUGAAACCGCUUGCUGAUGACGACGCCACCGUCUCUACUCGGAAUGAAAUCACAUGGUCAUAAAAAAAAAAGCGGAUGACAAAUGAAUUCGAGUAGACUACAUUAUACUUCACUGUGCGUGCAUUUUUUUUUUUCUAACAAAAAAUAAAGAGGAAGGGAUAACACGAAAGGCCACUUUGAAUACUCUUUGUCGAGUCCGGUGAAGGGCAUGUCGGCAAGGCCUGUAGAUUGUCGUAGAUUGAGAGAAAAAAAAUAUCUUUCUUCUCCUUUUCCCUUUUUGUCGACAUCGUAUGAUACGUUUCCCAAUGAAAAUGCCGCUGGAUAUUUUUGAGAGAGAAAAGAAAUAUUGUUUUUAUGACCCUUCCCUCUGUCCCCUUAUGGCGUCAGAAAUCACCAAAACGCAUUCUUCUCUUCAAUUGUUUAUUGUAACAAAUACAAGUUGCAGACGAAGGUAAA